Molecule: messenger RNA, 1057 nt
Organism: Bactrocera dorsalis (oriental fruit fly)
Lineage: Eukaryota; Metazoa; Arthropoda; Insecta; Diptera; Tephritidae
Product: mitochondrial coenzyme A diphosphatase NUDT8
Exons: 3
Coding region: 139-918 (259 amino acids)
Molecular function (GO): coenzyme A diphosphatase activity
Source: RefSeq, a predicted model, not a curated record
UAAUCAGAGAACGUAUGUGAAUAAACGUUUUCUGUCUAUGGAAUACGUUCUCUGUAAAUACGAACAAAUAAGCAAUCAGCUGAUUUGACGACACCACUUGAAUAUAUGAACAUUGAUUAAAAUAUUUAUUUAUUUAUAAUGCUAGUUAGAAAUUUUUCAAGAUGUUUUAUGUUUCGAAUCAUACGACGUCCAUUUGUCAUAUUUGCAACGGAACGAACAAGGAUACCAAAUCAUAACGAUAAUAUCUGUGUUGACAAAUUCUUACGGUCAGAAAUCUUACUUUCAGAAGAAAAUAAACAACGCGCAAUGCAAUGUAUGAAGAAAACGCAACAAAAUGGAUUGAAGAUGGGACAAACUACAAAAGAUAGGUCAUUCGCCGCUGUCCUCAUAUGUCUCUGCAAAGAUGAAAGGGGUGAAAUCUCUAUACUCUACACUCGGCGCUCUAGUCGACUAUCUCGGCAUGUUCGACAAAUCUCCUUUCCCGGGGGACUUAAGGAUUCUGAAGACAGUGAUUUUAUAGACUGUGCCUUGCGUGAAGCGGAGGAGGAAGUUGGUUUGACUCGAAAUCGAUUAAAUAUCUGGGGAUCAGGCACUCUUAUAACCCCUUCACAUACCGCUGCAAUCAUGCCUGUUGUGGCUGCGAUUCAUGACUUUAAUCUAAAAGAGUUAAAACUCAAUGCGGAUGAAGUUGAAGAGGCAUUUCUAAUAUCCGUCAGAGAGCUGGUGCAUCCCAAAACGUUAAAGCAUACACAAUUUAAGGGAGGGUGGAGUACUCCUAAUUUCGUUGUUGGACAUAAUAAAGUUUGGGGCAUUACAGGUUUCUUAACUAAUAUGUUUUUAAGAUGCCUUAUUCCCUUUGAGUUAAAGAGACUUAAACAUCAUGCUAAAUAUGUUCGUCCUUUUAAACACCACCAUUAAUUUUAAUUUCUUGUAUAUAUAUACAUACAGUUUUAUAAUCAAAAAUAUAUUUCUGUUAUAUUGUGAAAGUUUCAAAUGUUUCAAUGUGUAUAAACGAUGAAUAAAAAUAUGUGAAUCCACAUUAAAAAUUGAUAAAAUA